This is a messenger RNA of Paramormyrops kingsleyae, 7431 nucleotides long. The record is from RefSeq and is a predicted model, not a curated record. NCBI's taxonomy places the organism in Eukaryota, Metazoa, Chordata, Actinopteri, Osteoglossiformes, Mormyridae.
CUAACCUGGAAAGGCUGCUGGAGGCGGCGCCGCUCUUUGCUACUGACAAUCCCAGCAAAAAUGCUCCGGCGGUGAACGGCGUGCGGAGCACAGGGCGUGUGUCACGCCAAGGCGAUUUCCUUGCCCUGUUUCUGCAUUUUUAAUUAUUAUAAUUAGAUUUAGUUUAAAAGCGGAUCUAAUUCAGCAACGGAGAGGGACGGCGCUUCCCCUGGCCCGGUGUUAAUGGUGGCAUCGGUGGAUCUGGAGUAUAGACAGGACCGUGGGACUAAGAAUCGUCCAGGAUUAUUGGGGGAUAAAUCAGAAAAUAAGAGUAAAAUACGCUGUUGAUUUCCUGAACGGUGUCUGGCUUUUGCAGGAACAGGAUGCCAGCAGACCUCUGAGUGAGGCCGCCAAGAUGAGCGUGACAUCAUGGUUCCUGGUGAGCAGCUCCGGCACGCGCCACCGGCUGCCGAGGGAGAUGAUCUUUGUGGGACGAGAGGACUGCGAACUGAUGCUGCAGUCCCGCAGCGUGGACAAGCAGCACGCCGUCGUCAACUACGACCCCUCCACGGACGAGCACCUGGUGAAGGACCUGGGGAGCCUCAACGGGACAUUUGUGAAUGAUGUCCGCAUCCCUGACCAGACCUACAUCACCCUGAAGCUGUCUGAUGUCGUCCGCUUCGGUUAUGAUUCUCACGUCUACGUUUUGGAACGGAGUCAGCACAAAGUUCCAGAGGAAGCCCUCAAGCAUGAGAAGUACACCAGCCAGCUGCAGAUGAGUCUGAAGGUACAGGAAGGGAGGAGGCGGGAGAAGGGGGGCCUGGCCGACCCGUCACGCUCCAGAACAGAGAAGGUGGAGCGCAAGGCCGUGCCGGAGGCCCCAGAGCCGCGCCCCACCCCUCUCUACGGCCAGCCCUCUUGGUGGGGCGACGAUGAUGUCGGCAUAAACGGCCAGAAGAGGGAGAGUUGCCGGCCGAACGGGAGCCACGCAGACCAUUCCAAGGUCAGCUCUAGACCUGAACUUGAGGUCAACGGCUCGCACCUGGACUACAGGGAUCCACUCACCAAGCCUGUCUACCCAUACCGGAGGGAGCCCAGCUACUUUGAGAUCCCCACCAAAGAGAUCCUUCACUCCAAGCCCUCUGAGGGUGAGGACCAGGAGAUCCCCACCAAGGACACGGACAGCCCAGCGAAGCCGGCCCCCACUUCCCCUGCUGUGCAGAGCCACGCCUCCUUCACCAUCGAGUUUGACGACUGCAAGAUGAAGAUCAAGGAUCACAUCACCAAGUUCUCCUUCCGCCAGCGCAAGCCGCUGUUGCGGGAGUUGGCCACGCCCACUGAGGUGAUGUCCGCUGAGAGCAAGGUGGCCGACUGGCUGGUGACCAGCGACAUUAGCAUGAUGAGAUCGAAGGCGCCCUGCGAGGACGUCUACAGCACCAAGAGUGACCUCCCUAUGCAGGUCAAGACCCUCAAAGGGCACCACCACGAGGAUGGCACCCAGAGCGACUCCGAGGGCCCCGUCUUGAAAGACAAGCGGGCCGAAUUGCAGCAGCCCCUCCCGUCUCGCCCGCUGCCCCUGCGCCAGCACGUCCCGCUGCCGGUUCAGAAGCCCCCCAGUCCACCACCCACUGACAGCUUGCAGGCAGCCUCGUCUCCGGAGCCCCGUUCCCCACCACCCCCACAGGGCCAGAGCAGGCCUGACCCCCAGCAGGCCUUCGUCAUAGAGUUCUUCGAUGAUAUUCCCCGAAAGAAGCGCUCGCAGUCAUUCACCCAGAACUCCGCCCAGCCUGACAUGUACUCUGCCAUCAAGGCUAAGCUGGAGAAGCGCAAGGCUGGGACCCAGACUGGGGAAAGGCCUGCCCCCUCGCAGGGGCAUGCCCCUCCUACCCAGCAGAUCACCGUGCCACUGAAAGUGUCCGGUGCGGGGGCCCUGCCACGGUCUGUCUCUCUCAAGCGGGAGAAGACGGACGACAGGACCAGCAGCCCCCCUUCUGGCUCGAGCUUCACCAUCAGGCCUUUUGGCAGCGUAGGGAGGAGGUCCAAGCUGGCCCAAGACUUUGCGGCCGAGGUUCUGCGGGAGUCGGGCCAGAUGGUCGCUCCUGCCCAGAAGACGUUCCCAUCCCCCAUACCGAGCCCCCGCCGGCAGGCCGCCUACUGCUCCCCGACCGCCACCCCCAUCCACAGCCCCAGGCCCCGCACAGCCCAGCUGGGUGUCUGUCCUGAUAUCUCGAGGACCACCCAGGCCAUCAAGAAUGAGGAGGAGGACAGCCUAAGUGACGCCGGUACCUACACCAUCGAGACGGACGCCCAGGACAAGGAGGUAGAGGACGCACGCAACAUGAUCGACCAGGUGUUUGGUGUUCUUGACGCCCCCGAGUACACCGGCGUGACCAUGCCAGCCUAUAGGCCGCUAAUUAACCAGGACAGGGAGCAACAGGCUAGCAAGUGUAGCUCUGGGGAUCUAAAACCAACCCCAGAGCAGACCUGUAGUCCAGAGGCCUUUAGUGGCACCCCCAGCAGCCCUGCACAGCUGCAGGCACAGCCCGCUGACUCUGUAUCUCCGGGUGGCCCCAAGUGGGUCUCUCGGUGGGCCAGCCUGGCUGACAGCUACACUGAAUCGGGGCCCCCUGGAGGGCUCCUGGACACCCCACCUCAGGGAAACUUCACAGAUGGAGAUGGUACGGUUACCCAUCAUGCACUGCCGAACCACAGAUUGGACAGUGCUGAGCCAGAAGCUACCCACGGCUCCAGAACACGACGGCUCCUUCCCCAAGUUCCUCCAUCUGAAAAAGCCGAGAGCUCGGCCCCCAGCAUGUCAAUGCGACGGGAAAGCGCCACAAGCCGCGAGGCCCCCGAGCAGGGCGUGGCCACGGGCCGCCAAGGGGAGGCUGUCCAGAGGCUGACUGUGCAGGAUGAGCUGGAGCCCGACAGCCUGAGCGAUGCCAGCAAGUCUGACGAUGGCUCCGCUGCGGCGGAUCGGAGCAGGAACUCCCUCUCCGGGGGAACGGAAAGGCCCACAAAAGAGAAAACGAGGCCCCAACCAAAGUCCACGUUCUUCUACAUCGGCUCAGAGGAUGUAGAAGCUGCCCCAUCUUUGGCAGAAAAGGAUCGGAAUCCACCCCAGAAAGCCUCCUCUGCGACGACCCUGAACCAGCAUAAGGCCAGCCUAGAGCCCAAGAGGGCGGUCAAGUCCACUGCCUCAGCCUUGGCCUCUAAUUUCUUCAUGGAGGACAGUGGGGACACGACUGCCAAAGAGAACGCCGCCUCGUUCUUGCGGCAGGAGAGCUUCACCAGGGACAAGCAGAGUGAUGCCGUCCAUGUCCACCAGCUACCACACAUCCAGAGUCAUUCCGCCCCGAGGGACGCCGACCGUGCCGACGCGCACCAGGGCCAGUGCGGACAGGACACACAGUCCUUCCUCAGGGACACUGAGAAUGCGCUGGCAGCCCUGGAGGCAAAGCUACAGGCCCAGACUCAGGCUUGUAGCCAGAGAGCAGAGGAUUCACUAUCGGGAGAGUCGGACAUAGAUACAUCUAGCACAGUCAGCCUGGUCAGCAACCAGAAUGCUCCCAGCGACGCGUCCAAGAAGAAGGCUGCUGUCAGCAGCACGCAGAAGGGCAAGUCGUCAUCCUUGUCCAUCCAGGACCAGGGUCAGACGGCCACGGCCCUCGAGCGCCUGUCCGAGAAGCGGCGCUCUCAGACCACCAAUGGUACUGGCAAGGCUGACGCCGACAAGCGGUUCCACCGCCGGCGCAACUCUGGGACCCGCGGUUCCUUGGAGCUGAGCGACGAGACCCAGAACUCUAUCCAGCCUCAGGGCCACUGGCAUGACAACUUCUCAUCGGAUCAGGAGACCGGCUCUCGUACCUCUGUCGGCAAAAAGCUUUCCAUUCGGCCCCAGAGGGAGGAACUUAGCAAGGCGUCCAAGGGUCACCAGGGCCUGACGCGCUCCAACAGCCUCUCUGCCCCGCGGGCCACGCGAGCCUCCAUGCUUCGCCGUGCCCGUCUGGGCGACGCCUCGGACAACGAGGGCACCGAGACGGACCGCACAUCUCAGAACUCAGACCCAGCUAAGCCGGCAACUGAUGCCAAGAAGCUGUCCCGGCUGGACGUCCUGGCGCUGCCCCGCAAGCGGACCGGAUCCUUCACCGCACCCAGCGACACCGAGUCUUCUGCCGGACGGACGGGCUUCUCCACCCGCAGCUCCGAGCCCGGAAGCUCCGUGCGCAAGGCGUCCACUGCCGAACCCAGGUCCCGGCAUGGUAUGGCAUCCACAGGGAAGCAGCCCGUCAGCCGGACUCGCUCCAGCAGCGCCAAGUACUCCGGCACAGCUGCGUCCCGGCGUCGGCAGAAGGGCUCCGACUACACGUCCACGUCGGACGAAGAGUACGACGGCACCCCCAAGCACAAACGCCCGCAGUCGUUGGCUGCUACCCAGACACCCCAGGGCCAGGCGUCCAACGUGCCCCGCCUCCGCUCACAGUCUCGCCAGUCCGAGGAUGAGGAGAACGAGGGUGACCCCUUCCAGAACUGGUCGGCGCACAGUGCGGAGAUCGCCAGACUGAGUCAAGACCUGGCCAAGGACCUGGCAAUCCUGGCCCGGGAGAUCCACGACGUAGCCGGGGAUGGUGACUCCCAGGCCCCCAGUCCUGUUCCCAGCACCCCCGCUUCUACCAUCUCUGCCCGUGAGGAGAAAACAAACCCAUCUCGGCAAGCCGCCCGCACAUCUCAGUUGGUUCAGCACAUUCCAGAAGCCAGCCUAAAUUACCAGAAGGUUCCGCCUGGUUCUGCCAGGCUCAAUGAACCGGACCAGAACACAAAUGAGCAAGACCUGAACUCCAAGCGCCGCGUGUGGAACCGUGAGGAGGUCAUGUUCGAUCACCUGAUGCUGAAUCCCGUCUCUCAGCUAUCACAGGCUAUUCGUGAAAACACGGAACAGCUGGCGGAGAAAAUGAAGGCCAUGUUCCACGACAAGCUGGACGCCUGGGAGGAGCUGGAAGCCAGGAUUAACGCGGACAACGAAGUCCCCAUCCUCAAAACAUCCAACAAGGAAAUCAUGUCCAUUUUGAAGGAACUGAGAAGGGUCCAGAAGCAGCUGGAAGUCAUCAACACUAUUAUAGGUCCUUGUCCAAUCCCGGGGCACGGCACUCCCAAGGCCCGCCUUCCCUCCAAGGAAUCUAGGCCACCGUCACAGACUGACAGCGCCAGAGAGCGUAUCAGGAGGGCCAUGGCAGACCCCGAAGUUGAGAGCAUCAUGCUUUAAGCUACGGGGAGCCCCCUGGUGGCAGUUUCUACUCAAACGCUUGUAUAGUCCAUCAGGUUUUAUGUGCUUACUGUGUGUGUUUAUAUGGGUGGGGGAUGACAGUAUGGUGCAUAAAAACCUAGACUAAACAAAACAAGUCUUAGAAAACGCCUUGCUUGCCAUAACAAGCGGCUUGCGUGGAAGUGCAGCCUGCAUGCCUUCAUCCUCACUUUUUGAGCAGUAUUUGGGUCUAUAGCAAAACAGGUCUGGGCUGCGACAGCAGUGGAGGGUUUCUCACUGCAGGACGGGAGCUCUGACCCUCGCUUUCACACUGACGUUCCGCAUUUGCACUCGUGUUCCCCGUGUCCACGUCGUUAGCCUGAAAGUCGUACAACCCAUGUGAUCGAGCUUCAGGUCCUGGCUGUGAUUUUGAAUCGCUCCUGCGCAUUGUGGCGGACAUCCCCCCCCCCCCCAUUCUGUUAAAACGCACCAUGUCCUGCUUGAACUGGUGAAGUUGAGCUGCUGUCUGGAAUCCCACCUGAUGCUGUCAGGUGGAGUAACUGCAUUAAAUUCUCGUAAAAUAUCACACUAAACGAGUCUGAUGACAGACCGAUCUUGUGCGACAGGAAUCUGUCCAUUUUUCUUAGUUUUUGAACUGGGAUGGUGUUUUUGAUUUUGAUGUCACGCUGUAUUUAACGUAGCGCUUUCCAGAUUAUCCCCAGGAAGCACAAUGGGAGAGUUGGCGUACGCCGAACUGUUUAUGAUCACAUUUCUUUUAGUUCGUCUCUGUCUGCAAUCGUCUCCUGUCUCCUCCACACUCAUAUCUCAAGCCUGGACCCGUGUGGGCUCCCGUGGACCAUCCGGCUUGCUCACUCUCACGGUCAGAUGGCACCAAGUCUGCUUUUUUUGGUGGUUUUUGAUGAGGAGGAUGUAGUCAGAGGUACUAUGAUUUGCCCAUGCAGAUCACCCUCUUGCUCGGAAGUCACCCCUGUGUUUGUUACUGCAGUCCAGUUGGAACAGCGGCAAGUUGGCACUUUGUAGAGCCAUCACUGUAGCACAAGGCCAAAGAUGACCACUCUGUCGCCCCUGUGCUGGCAUUAAACACCAGUCCUGAAGUGGUGUCCUGUUCAGAACCAUCACAAUUUUGUCCAGUAGCUGUCCAAAAUACCCUGUGCCUGUUGCUCGUCAUUUCCCAUAGAUGCUGCUGAGGCUGUAUUUCUCCACCCCCCCCCCCCACCCCAGCGAGAUCCUGUAUUGGGUCAGCUUCCUCUUCUUGGUUGCACUAUGGUAGAAAAACACUGUGUCCCCCAGGGUACCAUGGUAACCUGGGCCCUCUGCACUUAGCUUCACUUGAAGGUGGGUGGGCGAGGCCUUGCGGCCGCUUUGCAAAAAUGCACGUGUGGCACAUGUCUUUUGUUUUUGUGGGGGGGGGGUGAGGGUGAGGUAGAGAGUAUCACACCAAAUGUGCUUUUUUCCCUAAAAGGACACCUAGCUGUCAGACUGGUUGGCGGUGGGAAAACAAACCAACUGAACAGGGGGAUUUGGAUGAGAUAUAUAAAAAAACACCCUCACCUUGUCUAGCUUGAAAGGAAAAAAACACUGUAUUUUUCAAUCUAUUGUUCAUAAAGUAAUUUAGCCAUCGUGACGUGUAUUGGUAUGCUCUUUGUUUUUCGUUAAUUGGUUAUGCACCUCUCCCCGGCUCUCAGAGGCUGUUGCAUUACUUCUUGUUGAAUUACUGCACAUAAUAAAGGUACUGACUUACCAUCGUGAAAUGCUGGCCCGUGCGAAAUGCCUUUUACCGCCGCUGUGUUUAAAUUGAUGCGACUGGCUGCGAUGCUUGUGACGUAAACACUGCUGCUGAUGUUCAGUGUCCUGCAUGAAUUCCUCUUGGUCAUUUCCUUUGUGGUUCCUUUGGUCAACCCCUGCAUGCAUGAAAGAAAAAGAAACAAAAUUUUCCAGGAACAUCACGCCAAUAUUCUGGACUAGAUCUGCAUCUUUCUGCUAUUCCAGCUUCAAACUCUCCUACUUCCCCUUUUUUUAACAUUUCAAUUGUUUGUUCAUUUCAUGAACAUAAGGUAUAAUUUAAGGAUGAGUUCUGGGUUAUUUACAUUAUUUUGAAAAUUUGUUUAAGGGGGGAAUUAUGUACAUCUUUUUGCAUUAUUUAGAAAAGUUUGAUUUUAUCUUUUGUAAUAAAUUGACGUCAAUCUUUA